This is a messenger RNA of Peromyscus eremicus (cactus mouse), 2034 nucleotides long. RefSeq names its product interleukin 1 receptor accessory protein like 1 (gene Il1rapl1). Gene Ontology annotation, biological process: signal transduction; negative regulation of exocytosis. The record is from RefSeq and is a predicted model, not a curated record. NCBI's taxonomy places the organism in Eukaryota, Metazoa, Chordata, Mammalia, Rodentia, Cricetidae. The transcript is spliced from 10 exons. The coding region runs from base 1 to 2034 and encodes 677 amino acids.
AUGGGUCUAAUCAGUGAAAGAAAUUCUGAUGGAUGCACUGAUUGGUCUGUUGAUAUCAAGAAAUACCAAGUUUUGGUGGGAGAGCCUGUUAGAAUCAAGUGUGCACUCUUUUACGGUUAUAUCAGAACAAACUACUCCCUUGCCCAAAGUGCUGGACUCAGCUUAAUGUGGUAUAAAAGCUCUGGUCCAGGAGAUUUUGAAGAGCCCAUUGCCUUUGAUGGAAGUAGAAUGAGCAAAGAAGAAGACUCCAUUUGGUUCAGACCAACACUACUACAGGACAGUGGGCUUUAUGCCUGUGUCAUCAGGAACUCCACAUAUUGUAUGAAAGUAUCUAUCUCACUGACAGUAGGAGAAAACGACACGGGGCUCUGCUACAAUUCCAAGAUGAAGUACUUUGAAAAAGCUGAACUCAGCAAAAGCAAGGAAAUUUCAUGCCGAGACAUAGAGGACUUUUUAUUACCUACCAGAGAACCUGAAAUCCUUUGGUACAAGGAAUGUAGAACAAAAUCAUGGAGACCAAGUAUUGUGUUCAAAAGAGAUACCUUACUCAUAAGAGAAGUCAAAGAAGAUGACAUUGGAAACUACACCUGUGAAUUAAAAUAUGGCGGCUUUGUGGUGAGAAGAACUACCGAGUUAACUGUUACAGCUCCUCUAACUGAUAAGCCACCCAAGCUUCUGUAUCCUGUAGAAAGUAAACUAACAAUUCAGGAGACUCAACUAGGAGACUCAGCCAACCUCACCUGCAGAGCUUUCUUUGGGUACAGUGGAGAUGUCAGUCCUUUGAUUUACUGGAUGAAAGGAGAGAAGUUUAUUGAAGAUCUGGAUGAAAAUCGAGUUUGGGAAAGUGACAUUAGAAUUCUUAAGGAACAUCUUGGAGAACAGGAAGUUUCUAUCUCAUUAAUUGUUGACUCUGUGGAAGAAGGUGACCUGGGGAAUUAUUCCUGUUAUGUUGAAAAUGGAAAUGGACGUCGGCAUGCCAGUGUUCUCCUUCAUAAACGAGAGUUAAUGUACACCGUUGAACUUGCUGGAGGGCUUGGUGCUAUCCUCUUACUGCUUGUUUGUUUGGUGACCAUCUAUAAAUGUUACAAGAUAGAAAUCAUGCUAUUCUACAGGAAUCAUUUUGGAGCUGAGGAACUGGAUGGAGACAAUAAAGAUUAUGAUGCCUACCUGUCAUAUACCAAAGUGGACCCUGACCAAUGGAAUCAAGAGACUGGGGAAGAGGAACGUUUUGCCCUUGAAAUCCUACCUGAUAUGCUUGAAAAGCACUAUGGAUAUAAGUUGUUUAUACCAGAUAGAGAUUUGAUCCCAACUGGAACAUACAUUGAAGACGUGGCAAGAUGUGUAGAUCAAAGUAAGCGGCUGAUCAUUGUCAUGACCCCAAACUAUGUCGUUCGAAGGGGCUGGAGCAUCUUUGAGCUGGAAACAAGACUUCGAAACAUGCUUGUGACUGGAGAAAUCAAAGUGAUACUGAUCGAAUGCAGUGAACUCCGUGGAAUUAUGAACUACCAGGAGGUGGAGGCCCUCAAGCACACCAUCAAGCUCCUGACGGUUAUUAAAUGGCAUGGACCAAAAUGCAACAAGUUGAACUCGAAGUUCUGGAAACGUUUACAGUAUGAAAUGCCUUUUAAGAGGAUAGAACCCAUUACACAUGAGCAGGCUUUAGAUGUCAGUGAGCAGGGGCCUUUCGGGGAGCUGCAGACUGUCUCGGCCAUUUCAAUGGCUGCGGCCACCUCCACAGCUCUAGCCACUGCCCAUCCAGAUCUCCGUUCUACCUUUCACAACACCUACCAUUCACAAAUGCGUCAGAAACACUACUAUCGAAGCUAUGAGUACGACGUACCUCCUACGGGCACCUUGCCACUUACCUCCAUAGGAAAUCAGCAUACCUACUGUAACAUCCCUAUGACACUCAUCAAUGGGCAGCGGCCACAGACCAAGUCGAGCAGGGAGCCGAAUCCAGAUGAGGCCCACACAAACAGUGCCAUCCUGCCGUUGUUGCCAAGGGAGACCAGUAUAUCCAGUGUGAUUUGGUGA